Messenger RNA from Neocloeon triangulifer, 2603 nucleotides. RefSeq names its product centrosomal protein of 131 kDa (gene dila). Bases 65 to 2590 code for a protein of 841 amino acids. The transcript is spliced from 10 exons. The record is from RefSeq and is a predicted model, not a curated record. Lineage: Eukaryota; Metazoa; Arthropoda; Insecta; Ephemeroptera; Baetidae. Gene Ontology annotation, biological process: regulation of centrosome duplication; cilium assembly; intraciliary transport involved in cilium assembly. Gene Ontology annotation, cellular component: centriolar satellite.
UCAAAACGCAUUUUGAGGUAUAUUACAAAAUCGAUGCCUUGGACUUUCAAAUGCGACUUCCGAAAUGCCUUCAAUAAUUAAAAGUAAAGCGUCCGCAGCUUGUCCAGCGGCUGGAAGGAAAAGUGGAAUUUGCCUCUCCGGUUCACAUCUGAAUUUGACUCAAAGACCUGGAAACACUAUGUUAAGAUCAACGUCGCCUGUAAAAUCCUCAACAACAGUAGUUCCCCUUCAAAUCAACAAAAGACCAAGACCAAAAUCUGCUGUGCCGACCAUGCGUCAAAAGUCACCAAACAAUAUGCAGAAAAGCCGACCUCUCUCUGCAAAUGUUCCCGUCAUAUUCUCAAAAAUAGAUGAAUUAUCAGAAGCAGUUGACUCAAAUUCUUCAAGUCCUACUUAUCUUGCAUCAGAUGAAAUUAGUCUCUGGAUGAGCGAAGAGAUGUCAAGAGCGGAGAACAAAUCUGCGGAGUCAAUGGCCAGCACUUCUAAAAUAAUUUCUCCUUUUUCUGACUCAACAAGCAGUCCUGCUGAAACUGAAAAAUCAACACCAAAGCACUUGCGUUUUGCAGACGAAGGUUACGAAGAUGAUUUCAUUAAUUCUGUCGUUGAGCAGCUGAAAGAGCAGGUCAAAUAUGAGAUGGAUGAUGUUUCGGGAGCAGUGCGAAGAGUAAAAGUAACUUCAUCAAGGAAAAAGAGGCCAAAAUCCUUGAUUGAAUUAAUGGAAAUUAUUGACGGAGAGAUUCCUAUUGAGUUGAAAAAGAGCUCUCUUCCUUUAAAAACACACAAAAAAACAUCUAUCUCUGUUUCUGAUUCAAGCAGUGGCAUGAAUUCAAAACUUGCAGAAAAUACUAUGAAAAUGAGUGAAGCUACUAGGGAGAAAACAUUAGAAACAACCAAAACAACAGUUAAGGAAAAAGAGGCAUUUUUGGAUAAUUUUAAUAGUAUCACAGUCAUCAAGGAAAGUGCAGAAGAUAUUGAGCCUCAAACCACAAAAGAAACGCAACAAAAGUCUGCAAGGGACUGCCUGAAAAGCAUUUUCAACUUUUUGGACGAAGCAGAAAGAAGUGAAACACAACUGGUGCAUAAAAUAACGCCGUUUCCUGCGCCAGAGAGUGAAUUAGCAUCCAAUAAUAUGAAAGGAAGCAAGCAAAUUGAAAUUUUAAAGGAGGCGCUGGAGGAAAAAGCUGCACACGUACAGCUUUUAAAAGAGAGCUUACUACAGGCCAGAGUUGAAUCAGCCGACGCUUUGGCUGCUGCUGACAAAGAGCAUCGAGUUAUGGCCAGAAAACAAAAACUAGACUACGAGGCAGCGCUGAAAAAACUUCAAGACGGAAUGGAAAAACUUCUGUCCGACAAGAAAUCUUUAGUAGAAAAAGUUGAAGAAUUGGUGCAAAAAUUGCGAGAGGCUGAGAACAAGCACUUAGGCGCAAUUCAGGCCCUUCAACAAAGGCAGACGGUUGAAAUAGCUAGGACAAAGCAAAUUGCUGCUGCUGCUGAAAAAGUGCGACGAGAGAAAUGGGUGGAAAGGCAAACAGCGCGUAUAAAGGAGUUAACAGUAAAAGGGCUUGAGCCUGAGCUGACGCGAUUGAAUUUGCAACAUGAAAAUAAAGUAGCACAAAUUCAGGCGAAUCACUCCAGAGAAUUACAGUCUCAGAUUGAAGCUGAGGCGAGAAGAGUGGAAGAAUUGAGGAGUUUGAUGUUGAAGGAGAAAGACGAGGAAUUGGCCAGGGAGAGAACUUUGGUAUCGGAGCGCUAUGAGAGACAGUUGGCAGAAGAGAGGGCUAUGAUGGAAAUACGAAGUGAGAGGAUCAAGGAGGAAGCAAAUUCGGAGGCUGCUAGAAUGCAGGCUCACUGGAAUUCGCAGAAAGAAACACUAAUAGCUCAGGCGUGGCAAGAAGCGCAAAGGGUGCAGGCGCUGCACGACCAACAAAUUUUACUUCUUGAAGAAAAGAAACAAGCUGAAAUAGCAGCAGCUAAAGAAGAGUUGCGAGAGGAGCAGGCGACAUGGUUAACAGCGCAAAACCGUAAAAAUGCAGAGCUUUUGGCAGCCAAGCAACAAGAGUUGAAAGAUCAGAGAGACCAGGAAAUCGAAAAGGCUAUCGAAAGAUUGGAAGCUGAGGAAAGACGCAGCAAGAGUGAACAUCAAAAGGAAACAGAAAAGAAAAUUCAACGUUUAAAGGAUCAGCACAAAUCAAUUUUGGCUGACAGGGACCUGAAUGAGAAAUUGCUUCAGUCACGAUUGAGUGAGGCACAAAAAGGUUUAGAAGAUUCCGAAAAGCAACUGUUGGUGGCAAAAUCUAAUGAAAGUCGGCUGAGGCAGGAGCUAUGCAUAAGUGAGCAACGAGUUCAGGCACUUGAAGUAGAGCAUCAUCGCAUAAGAGAAACAGUUGAAAAGCAGUAUGCUAAACAGAUAUCAGAUUUGGAGCAAAAAGUUGAGCAGACCAAAGCCGAUCGUGAGGCUGAAUUGGAACAAGUCCACGCUAGGCUUAAGGGCGUGCUGGAGAAAAAAGAUCAGCAUAUUGAACAACUUAAGGUUCAAGAGGGGGAGCUGACAAAACGAUGUAAACACCUAGAGUCUCUUCUGGGUCGCUGAGUUGUCUUUAAAU